Molecule: messenger RNA, 7074 nt
Organism: Marmota monax (woodchuck)
Lineage: Eukaryota; Metazoa; Chordata; Mammalia; Rodentia; Sciuridae
Gene: Npc1
Product: NPC intracellular cholesterol transporter 1
Exons: 25
Coding region: 145-4029 (1294 amino acids)
Cellular component (GO): membrane
Molecular function (GO): lipid carrier activity
Source: RefSeq, a predicted model, not a curated record
CCUGCGCGCGCUGCCUGCAGCCGCCCGCGCCUGCUCCCUCCCUAGUCAGGCGCCGGUCCUGAAACAACCCCGGGAAGUGAAGGAGCAUCCCGGCGCUCUGCGGAGCGAUCCUAGCAGACGUGCGCAGCCCCGCGUGGCCGCAGCAUGAGCGCGCGCGGUCCAGCCCUGUGCUUCUUCCUGCUGCUGCUCUGUCCUGCGCAGGUGUUUUUACAGUCCUGUGUUUGGUAUGGAGAGUGUGGAAUUGCAUCUGGAGAUAAGAGAUACAAUUGCAGAUAUUCUGGGCCACCAAAACCACUGCCAAAAGAUGGGUAUGACUUAGUGCAGGAACUCUGUCCUGGAUUCUUCUUCGACAAUGUCAGUCUCUGUUGUGAUGUUCAGCAGCUUCGGACUCUGAAAGACAACCUGCAGCUGCCUCUGCAGUUUCUGUCCAGAUGCCCAUCCUGUUUUUAUAACCUAAUGAACCUGUUUUGUGAGCUGACAUGUAGCCCUCGUCAGAGUCAGUUUCUGAAUGUUACAGAAACUGAAGACUAUGUUGAUCCUAUUACAAACCAGACAAAAACGAAUGUCAAAGAAUUACAAUACUAUGUCGGACAGAGUUUUGCCAAUGCAAUGUACAAUGCCUGCCGGGAUGUGGAAGCCCCCUCAAGUAAUGACAAAGCCCUGGGACUCCUCUGUGGGAGGGAUGCUGAUGCCUGCAAUGCCACCAACUGGAUCGAGUACAUGUUCGAUAAGAAUAAUGGACAGGCGCCAUUUACCAUCACUCCCAUUUUUUCAGAUCUUCCAGUCCAGGGGAUGGAGCCCAUGAACAAUGCCACCAAAGGCUGUAAUGAGUCUGUAGAUGAGGUCACUGGGCCAUGCAGCUGCCAGGACUGCUCCAUCGUUUGUGGCCCCAAGCCCCAGCCCCCAGCACCUCCUAUUCCCUGGAGGAUCUUUGGUUUGGAUGCCAUGUAUGUCAUCAUGUGGAUCACCUACAUGGCAUUUUUGUUUGUGUUUUUUGGAGCAUUUUUUGCAUUGUGGUGCUACAGAAAGCGUUAUUUUGUCUCCGAAUACACUCCCAUUGACAGCAAUAUAGCCUUUUCUGUUAAUGCCAGUGACAAAGGAAUGGCCUGGCUCUUAACCUCCACCCUCCUUUCCUCUCCCGCUCUUCCAGGGGCGGCGUCCUGCUGCGACCGGCUUGGUGCCGCCUUCGAGGGCUGUUUGAGGCGCUUCUUCACCCAGUGGGGAUCUUACUGUGUCCGAAACCCUGGCUGCAUCAUUUUCUUCUCACUGGUCUUCAUCGCCGCAUGUUCUUCAGGCCUGGCAUUUGUGCGGGUCACCACCAAUCCAGUUGACCUCUGGUCAUCUGCCAGCAGCCAGGCCCGCCAGGAUAAAGAGUACUUUGACACACACUUUGGGCCUUUCUUCCGGACAGAGCAGCUCAUCAUCCGGGCCCCCAAUACCAGCAAACACAUUUACCAGCCAUACCCCGCAGGAGCCGACGUGCCCUUUGGACCCCCACUUGACAAAGAGAUUUUGCACCAGGUUCUUGACUUACAAACAGCCCUUGAAAGUAUUACCGCAAAUUAUAACAACGAGACUGUGACACUUCAAGACAUCUGCUUGGCCCCUCUCUCACCUUAUAACAAGAAUUGCACCAUUUUGAGUGUGUUAAAUUACUUCCAGAACAGCCAUUCUGCACUGGACCAUCAAGUAGGGGAUGACUUCUUUGUGUAUGCCGAUUAUCACACGCACUUUCUGUACUGUACACGGGCUCCUGCCUCUCUGAAUGAUACAAGUCUGCUGCAUGAUCCUUGCCUCGGUACAUUCGGUGGACCCGUGUUCCCGUGGCUUGUGCUGGGAGGCUACGAUGAUCAAAACUACAAUAAUGCCACUGCUCUCGUGAUUACCUUCCCUGUCAAUAAUUACUACAAUGAUACAGAGAAGCUCCAGAGGGCCCAGGCCUGGGAAAAAGAGUUUAUUAAUUUUGUGAAAAACUACAAGAAUCCAAAUCUGACCAUUUCUUUCACUACUGAACGAAGUAUUGAAGAUGAACUAAAUCGUGAAAGUAAUGGGGAUAUCUUCACUGUUGUCAUUAGCUACGCCAUCAUGUUUCUGUAUAUUUCCCUAGCCUUGGGGCACAUCAAAAGCUGUCGCAGGCUUCUGGUGGAUUCUAAAAUCUCCCUAGGCAUCACAGGGAUCGUGAUCGUGUUGAGCUCGGUGGCCUGCUCAUUGGGUAUCUUCAGCUACAUGGGGACCCCAUUGACCCUCAUAGUGAUUGAAGUCAUCCCGUUCCUGGUGCUGGCUGUGGGGGUGGACAACAUCUUCAUCCUGGUGCAGACCUACCAGAGAGAUGAACGUCUUCAAGGGGAAACCCUGGAUCAACAACUGGGCAGGGUCCUAGGAGAAGUGGCUCCUAGUAUGUUCCUGUCAUCCUUUUGCGAGACUUCAGCGUUUUUCUUUGGAGCCCUGUCGGUGAUGCCAGCCGUCCACACUUUCUCUCUGUUUGCGGGAUUGGCCGUCUUCAUUGACUUCCUACUUCAGAUUACCUGUUUCGUGAGUCUCUUGGGAUUAGACAUUCAACGUCAAGAGAAAAAUCGGCUGGACAUCCUCUGCUGUGUGAAAGGUGCUGAAGAUGGAAGCAGUGUCCAGGCCUCAGAAAGCUGCCUGUUUCGCUUCUUCAAAAACUCCUACUCUCCACUUCUGCUGAAGGACUGGAUGCGACCCAUUGUGGUUGCCGUAUUUGUGGGUGUCCUGUCAUUUAGUAUUGCGGUCCUGAACAAAAUAGAAAUUGGAUUGGAUCAGUCUCUUUCAAUGCCAGAUGACUCUUACGUCAUAGAUUACUUCAAAUCCCUUGGUCAGUACCUGCACGCAGGUCCGCCUGUGUACUUUGUCCUGGAGGAAGGGCACAACUAUACAUCCCUACAGGGACAGAACAUGGUGUGCGGCGGCAUGGGCUGUGACAACGAUUCCUUGGUGCAGCAGAUAUUUAACGCGGCUCAACUGGACAACUACACCCGGAUAGGCUUUGCUCCCUCGUCCUGGAUUGACGAUUAUUUUGAUUGGGUUAAGCCACAGUCUUCUUGCUGUAGAGUCUACAAUAUCACUGACCAGUUCUGCAAUGCUUCAGUGGUUGACCCUUCCUGCGUCCGCUGCAGGCCUCUGACUCCGGAGGGCAAACAGAGACCUCAGGGUGGAGACUUCAUGAAAUUCCUGCCCAUGUUUCUCUCUGAUAACCCUAACCCCAAGUGUGGCAAAGGGGGACAUGCAGCUUACAGUUCAGCAGUUAACAUCCUUGGCAAUAAUACUGGCAUCGGAGCCACAUACUUCAUGACCUACCACACCGUGCUGCAGACCUCCGCUGACUUUAUUGAUGCUAUGAAAAAAGCCCGACUUGUGGCCAGUAACAUCACCGAAACCAUGAGCACGAAGGGCAGUAAUUACCGGGUGUUCCCAUACAGUGUGUUCUACGUCUUCUAUGAACAGUACCUGACCAUCAUUGAUGACACCAUCUUUAACCUUGGUGUGUCCCUGGGGUCCAUAUUUCUGGUGACCGUGAUUGUUCUGGGCUGUGAACUAUGGUCUGCAGUCAUCAUGUGCGUCACCAUCGCCAUGAUCCUGGUCAACAUGUUUGGCGUAAUGUGGCUGUGGGGCAUCAGUCUGAACGCAGUGUCCUUAGUCAACCUGGUGAUGAGCUGUGGCAUUUCUGUGGAGUUCUGCAGCCACAUAACAAGAGCAUUCACAGUGAGUGCAAAAGGAAGCCGCGUGGACCGUGCAGAAGAGGCGCUUGCUCUCAUGGGCAGUUCUGUAUUCAGCGGAAUCACACUUACAAAAUUUGGAGGAAUUGUGGUGUUGGCCUUUGCCAAAUCCCAGAUUUUCCAGAUAUUUUACUUCAGGAUGUAUUUAGCUAUGGUCUUACUGGGAGCCACUCAUGGACUAAUAUUUCUCCCUGUCUUACUUAGUUAUAUAGGCCCAUCAGUAAAUAAAGCCAAAAGUCGCACCACCCAAGAACGGUACAAAGGCACAGAGCGAGAACGACUCCUAAAUUUCUAGCCUUCUUCAAGGGUUUGUGACUUUGAACUGUGUCAAGGGGUUGGUCCGUUUACCACUGGACAGUAACUGCAUCUAACUGCAUCUUCAAGACUGAGCUGAACACCCGAUGUUCCAGGCCUGGGGCUGUUGAACAGAGCUUCGGAUGUCCUGCUUUUAAACUCAGGAAUGCGCAUGUGACUUGUGAAGCAGUAUUAUGAAAUCUGAAGGGACUUUUGGGACACUAAAGCCUCCCCCACCCCCCCCACCCUAGUCCUUCAGGAAAGAAACCUCAUGUUUGACAAGAAGAAUGACACGAAGGGUAACUGUGCAUGUGAUCUGCUCAUGGACUCUGAAGGCCAAUCUACACACUGGCUCCUUUUUUGGGGAGUAAGCCAUCAUACACAUUCUAUACGAUAUUUUUAGUAACAUUUGAGGAUAUUGUAGAUAUACUUUAUUAUGAAAUUUUGUAGUUUAAAGAGCUUUAUUAAUGCAAUAAAUUAACUUUGUACACAUUUUUAUAUAUAUAUAUAUAUAUAUAUAUAAAAAAAAAAAAAAGCCUAGAAUGUUGUAGGCCUCAUUAGAGCUUGGUCUCCAAAAACCUGUUUGAAAAAAGCAACAUGUUCUUCACAGUGUUCUCCUAUGAAGGAAAAUAGAGAUUUAAUCACCAUUAGGUGUGGCAGGAAAGGAAAACAAGAGAAUGUAGCUCACAGAUUGUAUACUGGGUUUUAACUUAUUUUUCUUUAAUAAAAUACCUGUUUUCCUAACUUUUGGGGUUGCCCUUUCUACUACAGAACUAGUACCUUCAUAAUUCCUAGCAAGUCACCAUGUGCUCAGAUGAGCAGAAAAACUAAAUGGAAGUGAUUUGCACCCAUUGUUGGGGUCAGUACCAUCUUGCACUGGAUGCUAAGAGAAAAGGUUGGCAGACCUAAAUUGGAGUCCGUCCUAAGAAGAAAUGUCUUAGAUUUUAUCACUAUUUGGAGAUGAGUUAUUAGCCAGUGUUUCAAGGCUUACUAAAAGAAUGCUUCCAUUUUAGGCAAGAAUCGUUUAAAACCCUUAGGCCACCGUUUGCUCUCUUAUUCCUGAAUGUCUCAACCCAAAACACCUCUGCUGUGAGUUCCAAAGUGUAAUUAAUUCACAUUAAUUACACCCAUGUGAUGAAUCCACAGUUUAGACCACAGGCUAGGUUAGGUGUUGUUAGGAACUUUCAUUUCCAGAAAAGCUAACAUAGGAAUCCUCCUUACACAAAAGCUGCCCACCCACAUCGGGUUCCUGCUACUACAUGAGUCUGUGGUUACCCCAGGUUUUCCUCUAGCAAGUAUACUCACCUGGUGUGAAAUUAGGGUUCCCUCGCAAACGCUGGUUUCGCUGUUCAAAAAACCGAAAUAUAGUAUAGAAAAGCAUGUUGUCUUCCGUCUGCUUUGCAGCAUCUAAAAAUUUCCGUGCAGAUAUGUUGUCAUGGCCACCAAUGCCCCGGAUAAACCUCAAGGCAGCUAAUACCUGGUGUUUAGACAGAAGAACUUCUACUAUCUCGUCAUUGGCUGUUGAAAGUCUCUGGAAGGGAGACAGAAGUGCAGAUCAAAGCAAGUGACAAAAACACUUGUGCUGUCUGAAGCUGUGACAGACCUGCAUUACCUUCAGCAUAUCCAGAGACAGCUGAUGAGCAGGAGGGUAAAAACUCUCGAGGGACAGCAGCAGACAAGCCUGCAAGACAGUUUCAGACGAGCUUCAGUUGGAAGGUUAACAUUUUAAGCUUUUAAUCACAACAAGAAUAAAAAUCUGGUGAUACACACCAAAGGUUUGGAGUCGCUGAGCACAUGGUACUGCAGGAACUGGUGCAGCAUGUAAAAGCGGUUGUGCUGGACAAGCGUCUUGAUGACAAGUUCAUGUAAGUAAUGCUGGGAACAAAACAGGAAGACAUUUCCAGUGGCUCAACUAUGACAGACAGGGCGCUGCCUGAGGACUGCAGGCAGCUACUGACUUGGGCAAAUGUUUCAGUUAUAACAAGAAAUGGUUUCAACCCAACUUGACAUUAUACUUUCAUUCCAACUGAACAAUGGGGGAUGUUCAAGUCACUCAAAGUUCUGUGUCAGGUAUGCAGACCCUUCUAGUGAGUAAAAUUGUCAUCUAAGACUGAAAGUGCUUUUAUUUAACUCCUGUUAGGAUGACAAAUGCCAAUAAAGUUACCUGUACUGUAAUCUGAAACUGGUUAAGAGAGCGAAUAUAUUCCAUCAGCACAGCUAUCACAAAUUUAUGUGGCAUCUCCUACAGAGAGAAGAGUGGUUUUUUAAGCAGCAGAAUUAACAAAAGAAACUACAUAUAACUCCUUUAUCCUACCCUGUACUUGUGCCCAGAGUAAAAUGGCCCAGUUUGGUUUUGCACUGAUCUCAGAACCACAUGAAGGGCAAUUCCAUGAGUUCUGAUAUUAGAAACCAAAGUACCAGCAAAGGCCAUCACCCAGCUAGCCUAGUCAGAGUGUGAUUUCUACUACUUCCCCACAACAACCCAUUUGGAGAAUUCUUGGUCCCAAAAAGGCUGAAAAGCUGUAGCACCUUAUUUUCGGCGAAUGCUGACAGCACGUGGGUGUACAUGUCAGACUGGUCCACCACAGCCUGGGUCCGGGUGGGUCUUUUGAGAGGCGGGUUGCUCCGGCUCUGCCCUGCUUCUACUGCCUAAAGUGAUAAAUCACAGGUGUUGAUCUUAUUAGCUGUCUUCUAGAGAAAUGGUACCAAUUACAGUUAAUCCCAAAAGACUGAAUUCCAUGAUGGAAAUCUAAGACAAAACAGAGGACAAUUUCACUAUUUAGAAAAACUUCCUGUGCCAACUUGGGAUGGUGGCAGGUCAGAGUUGAUCAUUUCGGAAAUACUCAGGGUGGAUCCAUGGUAGGUGGAACUACAUAAGCCUAAGUCACACUUUUCUCUUCAGAUACAUCAUACUUUUUUAAUCUCUGAAAACUUUCAACCUCCUUAAUAUUCUUAAUCCUGAACUAUGGCAUUUGUUAACUAAUAAAAACAAAAUGGCUAGCUUGUUUUAUGAAGCUCUGACUGACAAUAAAGGUUGCAAUGAGAA